Molecule: messenger RNA, 1983 nt
Organism: Girardinichthys multiradiatus
Lineage: Eukaryota; Metazoa; Chordata; Actinopteri; Cyprinodontiformes; Goodeidae
Gene: glula
Product: glutamate-ammonia ligase (glutamine synthase) a
Exons: 7
Coding region: 179-1294 (371 amino acids)
Cellular component (GO): cytoplasm
Molecular function (GO): glutamine synthetase activity
Source: RefSeq, a predicted model, not a curated record
AAAGAAGUGAGGCGUCCCAGUUGCUGCUCAUAUAAAACCGACUCACUCUAGAGCGAAGAUACCGGAGAAUGAGAGGGAUACUAAAGAACCAUCAUCGAACCACACAUUGGACCUGCCAGUCCUUUAGUUUUUAUUUCAAUUUUCUUGUUUCUCCAGGUGUGUUAUAGUAUCAGUUAAGAUGGCCACGUCAGCCAGCGCCAGCUUGAGUAAAACCAUCAAGCAGCAGUACAUGGAACUCCCCCAGGGGGAUAAAGUCCAGGCCAUGUACAUUUGGGUUGAUGGAACAGGAGAGGGGCUCCGCUGCAAAACAAGAACUCUUGAUUUUGAGCCCAAAAGCAUUAAAGAACUCCCUGAGUGGAACUUCGAUGGCUCCAGCACCUACCAGGCAGAGGGCUCCAAUAGCGACAUGUAUUUGAUUCCUGCUGCCAUGUUUCGAGAUCCAUUCCGUAAAGACCCCAACAAGCUGGUCCUGUGUGAAGUUCAGAAGUACAACCGCAAACCUGCCGAAACCAACCUUCGCAUCAAAUGUAGCAAGGUGAUGGAGAUGGUGGCGGACCAGCAUCCCUGGUUUGGUAUGGAGCAGGAGUACACCAUCCUGGGCACAGAUGGACACCCAUUCGGCUGGCCAUCUAAUGGGUUUCCCGGACCACAAGGUCCAUACUACUGUGGAGUUGGAGCUGACAAUGCCUAUGGCAGAGACAUCGUAGAGGCUCAUUACAGAGCAUGUUUGUAUGCUGGAGUCAACAUUUGUGGAACAAAUGCAGAAGUGAUGCCUGCCCAGUGGGAGUUUCAGAUUGGACUGUGUGAAGGGAUUGACAUGGGUGAUCAUCUGUGGGUGGCUCGCUUCAUCUUGCACCGUGUCUGUGAAGAUUUUGGUGUUGUGGCCUCAUUUGACCCCAAGCCCAUCCCAGGAAACUGGAACGGUGCAGGCUGCCAUACGAACUUUAGCACAAAAGAGAUGAGGGAAGAAGAUGGACUGAAAGCUAUUGAAGAUGCCAUUGAGAAGCUUGGAAAGAGACACGAGUAUCAUAUACGUGCCUACGAUCCCAAGGGGGGUCUCGACAACGCCCGUCGCCUCACCGGCCGUCACGAAACGUCAAACAUUCACGAAUUUUCUGCAGGCGUGGCCAACCGCGGCGCCAGCAUUCGCAUUCCUCGCAGUGUGGGCCAGGAGAAGAGGGGUUACUUCGAAGACCGACGCCCGUCAGCCAACUGCGACCCGUAUAGCGUUACCGAGGCUCUGAUCCGUACUUGUCUGCUCAACGAGGAGGGUGAAGAACCAACGGAUUACUAAACAGCUCUCAGAGUGACUCUUACUGCCCUCCCAAUUUUCUUUAAAAUAUACUAGUACUGUAUUUUUUUUCUCCCACUAAGAUGAUUUUUAACUUACAAUGCUAAUGGAUUAAAGUUGGCUGGUCAACUUGAAACAUGGUAAUGAGAUACUUGGUAGUUAUGAGCCGGUUGACGUCAGGGUAUGCCUUUCCUUGUAUUGUUAAACAGGGAUUGGCUUUUGUAACACUGUUCUUAGCCCGUGCCAUAUCAUUCCCUCUUUGUCUGUCUGGAACUAAAACAACCUAAAGCACAAGGACACUGCAGAGUAGGGCUGCUAAGGCUGGACAACAUGUGUAAAAGUAAUAAAUAUAACUAGUCCUUCUACUGUUAAUAUGUGUUGACCUGACUAUCCAAUUCUCAAUGUUACUAAUGUUCACAUUUUAUGAAGUGUCUGUUUUUUUAAUGAUGUUUAAUGUACUCAAAUUCCGGCACAUUUUGGUCAACUUGUAUGGUACACUUGUAGAUGUCCCAGACAUGAGUUGUUAUAAAGUGGUGGAUCUUUCCAUAAUGCCAUUUGUAGAGAUUCCUCAAGGAGUUUUAUCCUUUUGUUAACUGCGAUAUAUUGUAAUGCACCUGAUUUGGUAAAAUAUCAAGUUUACUGAACCUGGUGAUUUUUAUUGAUACAUUUAAAACAUUUAUUUUUAUCACAAA